Molecule: messenger RNA, 1293 nt
Organism: Puccinia triticina
Lineage: Eukaryota; Fungi; Basidiomycota; Pucciniomycetes; Pucciniales; Pucciniaceae
Exons: 10
Coding region: 1-1293 (430 amino acids)
Source: RefSeq, a predicted model, not a curated record
AUGGGGCUCCGGCAACUCCCAUCAAACGUCUUUUCAUUGUUUGAUGAAUACCCGGUGAUGAGAAGGUACAGAAACCGGCGAAUAGCUCCAACCAUCCUUCUGAUCUCAAUAUUGCUUCUCAUCGGCUUGGUUAUUUUCAACGUCCUGACACAAGGACAAUCUCUACGAUACAAACCAUUUCUGUCGUCACAAUUUUUCAACGGAACAAUGUUUCCAAAUGGUGACAAUGUCACCUGUCAGCCAGCUCCGAUGAAGCUCAGCGAAAGCUUUUUUACCGUAGUUCCGGCCAAGGAUGCCCCACGAGUUUCCGUUAGCACUCAGGGAUACCAAUGGACGAUCUAUGCUGUGAUCCCUCCGGGCGGGCCGACGUCUGGGAACACUACAACAGGCUUCCUUUACUCCGGCGAAAAAUUGAAUUGUACCAGUGUUUAUGCACACCAUACUUAUACCUACGAAACUGGAAAUUUUAAGUUCAAUUCUUGUGCUAGUUGCUUAUUAAGCACCAACUUCACGAUAAAGAUAUGCACUAUGUAUGAUUCUGCUACUCCAAAGUUGCCCAAGUUUGCCCGGCUUUUCUACAACAACCAGCCAGAUCUUGGCUUUCAAACACUCGAUCGGAUCUACCGCAGCAUGAGUAUCCCACCCCAUUCCCUACCGCGAUCAGCAUUCCCUCCAGGUUACAACGAGGAACAACCAGACUUAAAUACUUCAAUCGAAUGGCGUCAAGUUACUCAAUUAAGGUCUUGGCUUGGUAAUAUAAGUUUGAUACCACCACCUGCCGACGGAUCAUCCAAGGAGAAGAUUGUGAUCCAUAACUCCACGGUUGUCGAUACAUUUUUUGAGGCUUUCAAAGCUACCGAUGGAGUGGAGGAGUCCUCUGGUUUUGAAACUGACGUGAAGGAUAUUGGGGUGGUUAAACCCCUCGGCCAAGUGUAUAAUCUGACUGGAAUGCCGAAAGCCUGGGCAGAAGUUUUCAACGAGUCACUCUCGAUGAAUAGAGGCUUGAUGGGUGCCGCGAAUAGGGACCUUGGUGGAAUCAAUGACAAACAGAUCGGAGUCAACUACUUAUGUACGAACACAACCAAAGAAUGGCAGACCGUUCCAAAUCUCGUUUCAGUCACCGUUGGAAGCACAUUGGCAGUAUUCUCGGCUUGUUUUACUCUACUCGUUGCGAUGGCUCGUAAAUUGGACAAUUUCCAAAGAAAAGAUGUCGAAAUGCAUCAACUGACAAGCAGCCCCACUCAAUCGACUCUCAAGUUACACGACGUUGAAGUAGUUCGUCUUAGUACGUGA